UCAAACAGCAUGACUGCAGUUAUUGUCAUCCUAGCUGCUGUGAUUGUCCUGGUCAUUGGAUUUGGGUUGGAAGGAAAACACUCCAUCACCGUGACGACGCUGACAUCUCCAGGGAACAUCGGCCAGCGUGGUGUCCUGGGCUGCACUUUGGAGCCCGACAUCCAGAUGAGCAGCAUUGUGAUCCAGUGGGCCAAGGCGGGGGUAGCCGGGCUGGUUCCUGAGUUCAGAAGUGGGAAGGACCAGCUGCAAGAGCAAGACGUGUUGCUUCAGGGCUGCAUGGCAGUGUUUGCGGACCAGCUGGUUGGUGGCAGCGCUUCGCUGGAGCUGAGGGAGGUGCAGCCCUCCGAUGCUGGCACCUACCAGUGCUCGGUCACCGUGGCCAGAGGGAGCGGAGCGGCAGAGCUGCAGUACCGAAAGGGAGCUUUCAGCAUUCCCAAGGUCCGCUUGGAGAACAGCAGCAGCGGGGACACGUUACGGUGCGAAGCACCACGCUGGUUCCCUCAACCUGCUGUGCGCUGGACAGCCCACAGUGACUCUGGGGAGCACCUACCUCACGUUGCCAACACCAGCUAUGAGCCGAACGCUGAAAACACUCUGAAAGUGGUUUCCUUUCUGCACAACGUUACUGCUAAUGUCACCUACACCUGUGUGAUUGAAAACAACAUUGCCAAGGCUACAGGCAACAUCAAAGUGACAGAUUUCACCAUUACAAGGAGGACCAACUUGCAGCUGGUGAACCUGAAUGCAAAGUCAGUGUCUUCCUCCCUUCCAGCUUGUCACUGGACACUUCUGCUUCCCCUGUAUCUGCUGUUGAUAUAA
Messenger RNA from Indicator indicator, 819 nucleotides. RefSeq names its product V-set domain containing T cell activation inhibitor 1 (gene VTCN1). The record is from RefSeq and is a predicted model, not a curated record. NCBI's taxonomy places the organism in Eukaryota, Metazoa, Chordata, Aves, Piciformes, Indicatoridae.